This is a messenger RNA of Plodia interpunctella (Indianmeal moth), 1894 nucleotides long. Its product is annotated as ubiquitin-conjugating enzyme E2 G1. The record is from RefSeq and is a predicted model, not a curated record. Gene Ontology annotation, molecular function: ubiquitin conjugating enzyme activity. Gene Ontology annotation, biological process: ubiquitin-dependent protein catabolic process; protein polyubiquitination. The transcript has 5 exons. The coding region runs from base 109 to 615 and encodes 168 amino acids. Lineage: Eukaryota; Metazoa; Arthropoda; Insecta; Lepidoptera; Pyralidae.
ACGUUUGACUGCUGUCAACACUACAACCUGCUCAAAACUCAGCCAGCCAUCUUUUGUGGAAAAAUCAUUUGUUUCGUGUCGUCAGGGUAAAUUUCACAAUUGUAAUUAAUGUCAGAGCCACAGUCUUCGCUUUUACUAAAAAAGCAACUAGCAGAACUGAACAAAAAUCCAGUAGAAGGCUUUUCUGCUGGAUUGAUAGACGACAAUGACAUUUACAGAUGGGAAGUUCUCAUCAUUGGACCUCCAGACACACUGUAUGAGGGUGGAUUCUUCAAAGCACAUUUACAUUUUCCAAAGGAAUACCCUCUGAGGCCACCACGGAUGAAAUUUGUAACGGAAAUAUGGCAUCCAAAUAUUGAGAAGAAUGGGGAUGUAUGCAUAUCAAUAUUGCAUGAGCCAGGCGAUGACAAAUGGGGCUAUGAGAAGGCGUCUGAACGGUGGUUGCCUGUGCAUACAGUAGAGACGAUCCUUAUCAGCGUCAUCUCCAUGUUGGCCGAUCCAAAUGACGAGAGUCCCGCUAACGUUGAUGCAGCGAAAGAAUGGCGAGAGCGAUAUUCGGAUUUCAAAAAGAAAGUUGCCAGAUGUGUUAGGAAAAGUCAAGAAGAUUGCUUUUAGGAGUGUGAGGGGUAAAAAAAUGACAGAAAGGGCCAUGUGACAUCACAGUAACACAACACACUUUGAGACAGCCUCCAAGCCGCGGCUGCCACUGCCAGUUAGCGACACUUGUACAUGUGUGCUCAUUCUGUUUCUUUUUACAGAAAGAGUGGAGAGAAUCAUAUUCGGAGUUUAAAAGGAAAGUAGCACAGUGUGUGAGAAAGAGCCAAGAGGAUUGUUCCUAAGUAACAGUGCCCUUUUUCAUUGAUUUAGUUGAAUAGUGAGUGUUUGGUGAUUCAGUUAGAACGUUGCGUGCAGGCCCGGCGUCCUAGUGCGGCCCUCCACCUGGCCAGAGACAAUAUUGAAAUUGAUUUAAAAUAAAAUACUUAUUGUAAUUAAAUGAUAUCGCUGCCGUAUUUUAUAAAUAAUAAAUUAAAAAUAGAAUUCAAGGUCUUUUUCAUCUUUUUUAAGACGUGUUAGCUAGCUAUUGUUAUAAUAAUGAAAUGUGUAUGGUAAUUUUUAUAGAAAAACAAAUCUGCAUUUGUUCUUUUUUCAUAUAAUAAUUUAAAGUUUGAUCUCUGUAUAGUAGAAACCAAUUCUGAAAUAAUUUAAAAGCAAUUAUUUACUAACAUGUCUAUAAACAUGUGAUUUGCAGACAGGAUAAUAUAUAAAUGUAAAAAAAUUGUAAAAGGAAUAAACCUUGUACUUGCAUGUAAAUUGUUAGUUACCAAUCUUUGCGAUGGAUAACAUUUUGGUAGCUUCUCCAAGCCACAAUUUUAAUUCUAGUGCUAAUUUUAGUAGUAAAUAGUUAAUUAUAAUUUUUACUGGAAAACACAUUGUAAACCUAGCUGUGAGGACAACCUUGCACUUUUUGUUUGUAGAUAAAAAUAUGUGCAGUUAGGUGAAAUUAUUUUGCUUUUAUAGGUAGUUGAUAAACUCACUACAAAAAUCGGAUUUCAACAUAAAUAUCCAUAGGUGCAUGAGGUUCACUAGAUUUGUAAUAAAAUCAAUAUUAGUUCUAGAAGAAAGGAAAUUCAGAAUUUUUCAAUUGUGAUGUAGUGUUUGAUUAAUGAACAAAUUUUCGCCUAACUUGGCAUAAAUUAUUGGUUAAUUUUAUUUUUUGUAUUCUGUAAUUCUUUAAUUUCUUUUAUUUGACUCUGAGCAUCAAGUGUUACCAAUUUACCUGUUCUUGAAAGAUGAACCCCAUCAAAACCUAUCAUCGAAUACUGAUUUGUGACGUGUAUCAUAUUUUUACCUAUGUAUGUAUAAUUUUUGCUAUAAAAUUAUAAUGCAGUGAUAA